CGCACGACGGUAGAGAUCUUUGUCCCUAAAUCUCUAUCGUCAACCUCUCGCCCAUCGUAACUUAUAGCAACGAGCACUUGAAACAGAGAGCUCUACGAACAAACCCUAGAAACACAGAGCUUUAGAGAGAGCGAAAUGGGAAAGAAGAAGGCUGAACAAACGGGCACUGCCCCAAAGUCCAAAGAGGGGAAGAAGGAGAGACUCUCCAUCUCAGCCAUGCUCGCAGGCAUGGAUGAGAAAUCCAAUAAACCCAAUAAGAGCUCUUCGUCUGCCAUCGCAAAACCCAAAUCAGCCCCAAAGCUCUCUUCCUACACAGACGGAGUUGAUCUCCCUCCCUCAGAUGACGAAGACGAAAUCGAUGGCUUCACAUCAGAAGAAGCCGAAGCAGAAGCCAAGAAGAGAGCCCUUAAGCAGAGACUCGAUUCAAAGCCCCUUGAAAUCUCUGUAUCCGAGAAAGAACUAAAGAAACGAGAGAAGAAGGAUAUGAUCGCUUCACAUGUCGCUGAACAAGCUCGCGUAGAAGCCCUUAGAGAUGAUCAUGAUGCCUUUACUGUUGUAAUCGGUAGCCGGACUUCGGUCCUUGAUGGUGAAGAUUCUGCAGAUGCUAAUGUCAAGGAUAUCACGGUUGAGAAUUUCUCUGUGUCGGCGAGAGGGAAAGAGUUGUUGAAGAAUGCUUCGGUGAAGAUUUCUCAUGGCAAGAGGUACGGUUUGGUUGGACCUAAUGGGAAGGGGAAGUCGACCCUUUUGAAGCUUCUUGCUUGGAGGAAGAUUCCGGUACCAAAGAACAUAGAUGUGCUUUUAGUCGAACAGGAGGUGGUUGGUGAUGAGAGGACAGCUCUUGAAGCUGUGGUUUCCGCGAAUGAAGAGCUUGUGAAGCUUCGUCAGGAGGUUGCAGCUCUACAGAGUGGCGCUUCUGCUGAAGAAGAAGACGGUGAUGAAGAUGCAGGUGAGAAGCUUGCAGAUUUGUAUGAGAGGUUGCAGUUGAUGGGUUCUGAUGCAGCAGAGGCUCAGGCUUCAAAGAUUCUUGCUGGUUUGGGUUUCACUAAGGCGAUGCAGGGGAGGCCUACCAAGUCCUUUAGUGGUGGGUGGAGGAUGAGAAUCUCAUUGGCUAGAGCUUUGUUUGUGCAGCCAACCCUUCUGUUGCUUGAUGAACCCACAAACCAUCUUGAUCUCAGGGCUGUUCUGUGGUUAGAGGAGUACUUGUGUAGGUGGAAGAAGACUCUUGUUGUGGUCUCACAUGAUAGGGAUUUCCUCAACACUGUCUGCAGUGAUAUCAUUCAUCUACAUGAUAUGAAACUCCACUUCUAUCGAGGGAAUUUCGAUGAAUUUGAAUCUGGGUAUGACCAACGCCGCAAGGAGAUGAACAAGAAGUUUGAGAUCUAUGAGAAGCAAGUUAAGGCGGCGAAGAGGUCUGGGAAUCGGGUUCAGCAGGAGAAGGUUAAGGAUAGAGCUAAGUUUGCUGCGGCAAAGGAAGCAUCAAAGAAUAAGUCAAAGGGGAAGGUUGAUGAAGAUGAGGCCCCGCCUGAGGUUCCUCAGAAAUGGAGGGAUUACAGUGUGGAGUUCCACUUCCCUGAGCCGACUGAGCUCACCCCACCUCUCUUGCAGCUCAUUGAAGUCAGUUUUAGCUAUCCAAGUAGGGAGGAUUUUAGGCUUUCUAAUGUUGAUGUUGGUAUUGAUAUGGGAACUCGUGUAGCCAUUGUUGGGCCUAAUGGAGCUGGGAAAUCAACCCUGCUCAAUCUCUUAGCAGGGGAUUUGGUUCCAACUGAGGGAGAAGUAAGGAGAAGUCAGAAGCUGAGGAUUGGGAGAUAUUCACAGCACUUUGUGGAUCUAUUGACUAUGGAUGAGACCCCGGUUCAAUAUCUUCUCCGGCUUCAUCCAGAUCAAGAAGGGUUAAGCAAACAAGAGGCUGUUCGUGCAAAGCUUGGAAAAUUUGGGCUUCCUAGCCAUAACCACCUUACUCCGAUUGCGAAACUAUCAGGAGGGCAGAAAUCUCGAGUUGUUUUUACUUCGAUUUCCAUGUCAAGGCCUCACAUUUUGUUAUUGGAUGAGCCCACAAAUCAUUUGGAUAUGCAAAGCAUUGAUGCUUUGGCAGAUGCACUGGAUGAGUUUACUGGUGGAGUAGUAUUGGUCAGUCACGAUUCUAGGCUAAUAUCGAGGGUAUGCGAUGAUGAAGAGAAGAGUGAGAUCUGGGUUGUAGAAGAUGGGACUGCGAGAACUUUUCCAGGGACAUUUGACGACUACAAGGAGGAGCUACUGAAAGAGAUCAAGGCAGAGGUCGACGAGUGAAUCCAGCUUUCAAGACUUUAGGUGUGGAAGCUGGGAAAAAGGCUACAGGAGAAGUUAGCACUUCAGAAGAGGGUUUUGGCUGUACCAAAUGAGGUUAGCAGCAAAGAACCUAUUGAAUCAUUAACACUUGGAGAGAGAGCAGAUCGUUGCCAUGCUCAUGAACAAAUUGAAAUGAUUUACUAGAUUAUUGUACACAUGGCAGCAAAUGAUAGAGCACUCAUUACUGAAGGCAGUUCUGGUUCGCCCUGAAGCAUCAAAGUUUUCACUAGGGAGUGUAUUGUUGACAUGAUAUAUGAAUAAUCUCUGUAUAAGGAACCAUUUUUCAUGGCUUGUCCUUAAGGUCAUAGGGAAAGCUCCAAUCAAUGGGUUUAGGUUUGUAUUAACCUAGAAUCAUGAAAUGUUGGGGUUUCUAAUUGCAUAGUGGUUGAUGUUUCUGUUUAGUGCUUUGUUCAUAAAACGGGAAUAGUUUCAAAUCUGUACUGAAAAAGCACCUUAAGUUGUUCUGGGGGGCAAGUAGAGGAUUGAGUUUUGAGUUGUCAUUUAUGUAACUUUAAUCUUUGAAUAUUGCUCAUCGGCUUGGAUUGUUUUAUUUAAAGUUUGACCGACUGCCUCUGUUAA
Molecule: messenger RNA, 2904 nt
Organism: Macadamia integrifolia
Lineage: Eukaryota; Viridiplantae; Streptophyta; Magnoliopsida; Proteales; Proteaceae
Product: ABC transporter F family member 4-like
Exons: 4
Coding region: 136-2286 (716 amino acids)
Molecular function (GO): ATP hydrolysis activity; ATP binding
Source: RefSeq, a predicted model, not a curated record